GGCUAUAAUAAUGGGAACCACCAAGAACAUAAUAUUAAUCUUAUUAUAUUUUAACGAUUACACUCAUUCCAUUCCAAACGAAAAUUUAAAAUAUCUAUGAAAUCUUCAGCUGCGUAUAUUUAUGUCAGCAUCAAAUAUUUUGGAGAUGGAACAUAUACGACAUCUUUGCUUUUUUUCAAUUCACCUUCUGCAAUAUAUAAGGUAUGAAAUAUUAGAGGUUUAUUAUAACAUAUAUUUAAUCAUAAUACACCACCAAGCAAACAAUAUAUUCCAUAAUAUAAUAAUCUACAAAAAUAGGACAUUAUGGCCCUAUAUAAAUGAAUUACAGCUUCGGGUUAAAUGAUCAGUUUCUACGUAACUAUUAUCUAUUAUUCUAAAGAUCAUGGCAUUCACCAUGAUAAAAGAUAUCACUCCCCUAAAAGAAUCAUGGAGAUUGAAGGUGAGGAUUGUAAGGUUUUGGGAACAACUGGAUUUCAAAGACCAUACUGUAAUCGGCACUCAUGAAUUAAUAUUGGUGGAUGAGAAGGGCUCCAAAAUACAAGCAACCAUAAACAAACAUCUGUUUGACAAUUAUAAGAAUCUUGUGAAAGAGGGCGCGACCCGUAUUAUCUCUAAUUUUUUGGUAAAAAAAACAGGUGGUCAACAUAGGGCUACUAGCCAUGACUACAAAAUCGUUUUCUUUUACAAAACGAAUGUCAGGGAGUGUGAAAAUGUACAACUUUCACUACAUGGAUUUGACUUUGUGCCCUUCGACAAGAUGCUUAAAAAGGAGGUCAAUGAUGUAUUUUUAGUAGGUAUGAUAUAGAGUAUUUUUUGAAUUUAGUUUAUAUGUUAACAAUGUAUUCUUUUUUAUCCAAUGAUAGAUGUUAUUGGAGAAUGCACUGCAAUGAGCGACAAAAUUGACACUUCAACCAAUGGAACACCAAAUUACAAAGUGAUGUUCGAGUUAGAAGAUUUAAACAAAAAUACAAUAAGUGGUACUGUAUGGGGAAAUAUGCUGAACAAAUGUCUGAGUACAAAAAAGAGGGUAUCCAAGGACGUCCUAUUAUUAUACUACAAUUCGCUAAAAUAAAGAUAUGGAGAGAUCAAGUUACUUUGUAAUUCACUCUUUGCGACCAAGAUAUUCAUCAAUGAGGACAUCUCAGAAGUGAAUGAUUAUAAGGAAAGCAUCACCGAUGGGGAUGUUUCUCGCUUGCUGGGUAUCACUCAUUUGUCAAGCCAGAAUUCACAUUCCAUAGAAGACGAGUUUAUGAAAUUGUCUGAACGUAAGCAAUUAGAUGAGAUACCCGAUACUAAUAAGGAAUGCUUUUGUGCCACUGUUGCCACAAUUGUGGGUUUUGAAAAGGAUACCAACUGGUAUUAUAACUCGUGCAAAAGUUGUAACAAAAAGGUUGACUAUGAAGGUGGUGGGAGAUAUUGGUGCAUAAAAUGUGAUUCACAUGUUAAAUCUGCGUCACCAAGGUGCAAGGUGACUGUAUCAGUUGAGGAUGACAGUGGAUCAGCAAGUUUUGUCAUGUUUGAUCGGGAGGUUUUUCAGGUUAUACAGAUAUCGGCAAUGGACUUGAAAGAUAAUUUAUUGAAGGAUGGUAAGGGUGAUUCAUUUCCAGAGGAACUACAGAUGCUUUUGGAAAGAAAUUUUUUAUUUAGAAUUCAAAUCUCUAAAUACAAUCUUGAUCAAGAUUGGGAUAAGUUCACUGUAGUAAGGCUAAGUGAUGAUGAAGACUUGAUAAAAAAGUUCUUGGAUGUGAAUGAGGUGGCACAAGAUAAUGAUGUGGAGAUUGAAUCUACUAAUAAUACGAAUACACCUUCAACUGAGAAAAAGAAGGACCCCACACCUGUUAUAUGUAAUAGUGAAGACUUUAUUGAGGGCACUAUCACACCACAAAAACGACCUCUUGAGGAAGCUACGAGUGAUGGGAACGUUGGUGAAACAAGUUCGGUGCAAAGAUCUACUAACAGAAAGAAGGUUGUGAUCAAGAUGGAGAAGAAAUAAGCAAUGGGUUAUGGGGCAGGCGUUUUGUUUUUCCUUUAGUAAUACAGUUUACUUCAAAACGUGUGUUUUAAGACCUCUCGGGGUUAUAGUAUUUUCAAUCUAGAAUCUAUUUGGUUCAAAUAUUAGUUUCAUUAUGACAUUAGUCUAAUUAAUAUUUAUAUUUGGAAGUGAUCAUA
Molecule: messenger RNA, 2169 nt
Organism: Spinacia oleracea (spinach)
Lineage: Eukaryota; Viridiplantae; Streptophyta; Magnoliopsida; Caryophyllales; Amaranthaceae
Product: replication protein A 70 kDa DNA-binding subunit B-like
Exons: 10
Coding region: 1250-1993 (247 amino acids)
Source: RefSeq, a predicted model, not a curated record